This is a messenger RNA of Clupea harengus (Atlantic herring), 2284 nucleotides long. Its product is annotated as C-X-C chemokine receptor type 1-like. Lineage: Eukaryota; Metazoa; Chordata; Actinopteri; Clupeiformes; Clupeidae. Gene Ontology annotation, biological process: immune response; G protein-coupled receptor signaling pathway; positive regulation of cytosolic calcium ion concentration. The record is from RefSeq and is a predicted model, not a curated record. Gene Ontology annotation, cellular component: membrane; external side of plasma membrane. Gene Ontology annotation, molecular function: C-X-C chemokine receptor activity; C-C chemokine binding; C-C chemokine receptor activity.
AAUAAUAGCUUUUAUUUCCCACAUGAGUAUAAUGGAGAGCUGCUGUUUUUGUAAUCAGUGCAAUGAAACCAAAUAACCAGAUGUAAUAACAAGUAUCAAAUACCAAGACAAUUUCUAUUUUUCUCACUCAAAACACCCAAGAUGUCGUCAGUUAUUUAGUGUUACUCAUUACAGGACAACAUGAAUAAACAGGAAGUCAGGAGGAUGUGUAUGCAAUCUUUAUAUUGGGCAAAGAGGAAAUGUGUCAGGGUGUUCUGUGAACAAACUCAAGGCACUGAGAGGUGCGUUCCCUAACUUCAGGCAGAGGAGAUGGCAGUUAGCAUGGAGGCGCUGGACUGGUACGAGGAGCUCAACUUCUCGGAGCACAGCAACAUCAGCAUCGAUGGGCUGAACGUGGAUGCCUUCAGUUGCCGCACGAAACCAAUCCCCGUGCUGGCCGACGUCUUCAUCUGCGCGUUCUAUGCGCUGGUGUUCCUGCUCGCCAUCCCCGGAAACCUGCUGGUGGGGCUGGUGGUGGGCUCCAGCAAGCAGCGUCUCUCCCCGUCCGAUCUGUACCUCUUCCACCUGGCCGUGGCCGACCUCUUGCUGGCCCUGAGUCUCCCUCUGUGGGCCGCCUCAGUGCUCCGCGGCUGGCUUUUCGGCGGGCCGGUCUGCAAGAUGGCCAGCAUGCUCCUGGAGGUCAACUUCUACACCAGCAUCCUGUUCCUGGUCUGCAUCAGUGUGGACCGCUACCUGGCCGUGGUGCGGGCGGGAGACGCGGCAAGUGCCAGUUGGCGGGGGCCCGGGAGCCAGCCGCGGAGCUUCGGCGUGUGCGCCGCCGUCUGGGCGUUCGGGGUCCUGCUCUCGCUGCCCGCGGCCCUCCACAACGAGGUCUUCCAAGUCGCGGGGAAGGAGAUGUGUAGCGAGCGCUUCAAGAUGGACGGCACCGCAGACUGGCGUCUGGCGACGCUCAUCCUCCGUCACCUGCUGGGCUUGCUGUUGCCCCUGGGGGCCAUGCUGGUGUGUUACGGCGCCACUGUGCUGCGGCUCCUGCGCACGCGCGGCCUGCAGAAGCUGCGCGCCAUGCGCGUCAUCGCCGCCGUGAUGGCCGCCUUCCUGCUCUGCCUGUGCCCGUACCACCUGACGACGGCCGUGGACACGCUGAUGCGGGCGCGCCUGCUGGAGUUCAGCUGCGCCAGGCGGCAGGCUGUGGACCAGGCCGUGAACAUCACCCAGAUGCUGGCGCUCUUGCACUGCUGCAUCAACCCCGUGCUCUAUGCCUUCGUCGGGGUCAAGUUCCGCAGCAACCUCCAGCGCCUGCUGAAGAAGGGGAGGAAAAGGGGGGACAGGCCUGGGACGACACGUCUCUUCAGCAGGUCCAUCUCCAACAUAUCCACGGAUGGAAGUGUGUCACUCCUGUGAUGGACAGGGGAAAACACCAUGGGCCACACUGUUCAGGGUAAAGCACUUAUAUUGCAAAUGGUUUAAUGUUGUGUAUUAUUUUGAAUUUAUCUGAAAGUUUUAUCAUACAUUGAUGUUUUUCUAGUGCCAUACACCAGCUGCGUGUGUGAACUGAUUAGAUACAAAGUUGACGUGUUGAGAGACUACAUUUAGUGAUGAUGUUGAUAUGUGCUUGAAUGAUCCAUUUUUUAAAUGAAAUAAACAGAAAGUUCCUGGCCCUAUGGUUAAGAUAGGGUUUUACCGCCACCUAGUGGUUGAACCUAUUUUAGUGGCUUAGCUCUUUCUGUUGUGACACCAGUAUGGAGAGCAAAACUUUCUGUGAUGUCUUAAUAGCUCUAAAUGUUAUUAAACUAUUAAAAACCUUCUACUACUACUACUACUACUACUACUACUGAUUCUUGACGCUUCAAAGAUAGAAGCAUGAAACAUUGAAAUGCUUCAGAUAAAAUGUUUAACAAAUAAUGUUCUGUUUUUGCUGUACAGGCACAACAAAUAAAAAUUGCUCCAUAUUAAGAAACUGGCUGACUUAUUGAGAGAAACUUUUUCUUUCAUAAAACUUUAACCAAACGACAGACUUUCAUUACACAAGCUCUGAUUUUCCUGCACCUGUAUGAAAAAGGGAAGCCCUGUUACAGGAAGUGAUUUCUCCACUUGUGAUGAUGCACUCGUGACUUUGAGACAGUUCCUCAAUCACUUAUAUCUCCCAGUCGAAUCACUUCUCUCAGUGUCCUUUUAGAUGACCUGAUAAUGUAAUACAUAACCUCUUCUUACAGUAACCUUCCAUGAUCGGCUCAACCGCUUCAAAAGAAAAAUAACUUCACAGUAUGCAGUAUGCAGUAUGUGC